This is a messenger RNA of Lycium ferocissimum, 3087 nucleotides long. Its product is annotated as glycine-rich domain-containing protein 1-like. Lineage: Eukaryota; Viridiplantae; Streptophyta; Magnoliopsida; Solanales; Solanaceae. The coding region runs from base 189 to 2747 and encodes 852 amino acids. The record is from RefSeq and is a predicted model, not a curated record. The transcript has 9 exons.
CCUCGUAUACUAUAAAUAGUCAAACUUCAAAACCAAUUCCACCAAAUUAUUCCAUGAAAUAUUUUGCAUUUCCCAAAUCCGCAUCACAAAGGACGUUGAAACUUUAAUAGCUUGUCAGCAUAAAUUAAGAACUCGCCAUCUCCGGUGAAGUUCCCCGGCGAUCAUCAACGGAUAUUAGUGAAGAAAGAAUGGAGAUGGAGCAGCAGUUAGAGUGGAAUGAAGCACAGAAGACUGUGAUUAACGUGGACCUUGUUGCUGCAGCUAAAGAGCAGCUCAAGUUUCUUGCUACAGUUGAUCGGAACCGUUGGCUGUAUGAAGGUCGUGGUCUGGAUAAGGCCAUUCAUAGGUACUACUCAUGUUGGCUACCGCUGUUGGCAAAACACUCUGAGUCCCCCUUCUUUGAAGGACCUUUGGUUGUUCCUCUGGAUUGUGAAUGGAUUUGGCAUUGUCACAGGCUUAAUCCUGUUAGAUACAAGACUGACUGUGAGAAAUUAUAUGGGAGAAUUCUUGGCAACCGUGAUGUUGCAUCUUCUGUGAUUGCGACAUCAAAACAGGAUACUGAAGAGCUGUGGAAGCAAUUGUAUCCCAACGAACCUUAUGAUUUGGACUCAGCAGGAGCUCUUUCAGAAGAUGUCCAUGCAAAACCUGUACAAGCUGAAAAGUGGAGUGAUUAUGAUAUAGUCUCUGCUGUUAAACGGCAAAGCCCUUUCUUCUACCAGGUGUCUAGACCACACAUGAACAACGAUCUGUAUCUUGAAGGUUCUGUGGCUCGAUACAAGGGUUUCUUACAUAUAAUCCGGAGAAACAAAGAAAGAUCGAUUAAGAGUUUCACUGUUCCAACUUAUGACAUAGACCUUAUCUGGCACACUCACCAGUUACAUCCUGCUUCUUAUUGCAAAGACCUCGUUGACAUUAUGGGUAAGGUGUUAGAACAUGAUGACACCGACUCAGACCGAACAAAAGGGAAAAAGUUGGAUACUGGCUUUUCUCGAACUACAAAGCAGUGGGAGGAAACAUAUGGUUCAAGAUAUUGGAGGGCAGGUGCAAUGUAUAGAGGCAGUUCACCAUCUCCUAUUAGCACUUCUCAUUACCGCUCCAACCCUGUAAGCAAGAAGGCAGAUAGUUUCCAUGAGCACCAAAAGAUACUGCAUUAUCCUGAGAUGGAAGCAGUAGAAGUUAUGUUAGAGUUCGUAGAUAUCAGAAAUUUACCAGAAGGACACAAGGGAAGCUUCUUUGUCUCAUUUAGCAAGACUCAGCCUGAUAGAAUCUUCAACGCAAAGAGAGAACUUACUAUUUUGUCCGUCACAGGGGAAAAACAGGUUGCUUAUUUCCAGUGUGAACCUAAUGGUCAUCUUCUUUUUGAUCUCAUGUCCUACUCAUCUUCUGGUUCGCUUAUUCCAAAAUCUGCGAAAACUAUGGGUUCCGCUAAAGUCUCAUUAGAAGAUUUGGUCUGCCCAACUUCAAAACUUACAAUGGAAAAAUGGUUGGAAGUUGUGCCAAGCUCUAAAAUGGAAACAGUACAGGCAAUCUCUUUACGAGUAGCUAUCUCAGUUGCAACACCUACGGCAGCACCAUAUAUCUUUCACUUUGUUCGCCCUCGAGCAUUCUCCAAAACUUCUUGUUUCCCACUUCCCGGGAGGAUUCAGUAUGCUAAGAAUUGUACUCGUGUCAUUGAUGAUACUGGUGAUGAGGUCAUCAGCCUGCAAAUGAGGGACUCGAAGAAAUCCGAGGGGAAAAAUGAUUCUGCAUUGCACAAAGAGGUGAUCGGCAUCAGCAAGUCAGGCGAGGUACAUUCUCUUGCUGAGUUAGUAGGGAAAGAGUGGUUGCUGUUAGGUGCUCAGUGGUCCCUUCAACUUCAAACAUCCAGCAGCGAUGACAGCCACCUUUUUGAGUUAUCUGGUCACAGGAAUGUGAAGUUCUUCCCUGGUCAGAGACUGGAUUAUGAGCACAAGCAUUGCAUAAAGCAAAGAAGUCAAGAUGAUUUUAUGACAGCGAUAGAGUUCUCUGCAAAGCACCCUUAUGGAAAGGCAUUGGCAUUGGUUGACUUGAAAUUUGGAGUUAUCAAUGUGAAAGAGGAGUGGUUCCUUUUGCCUGGUUCUAUAACAGCUUUCGUACUCUGUGACACUUUGAGAAAGGAAGGCUAUAGUAGCCUGGUAGGAAGUGCCAAACAUUCAAAAGAGAAGGAUUUUUCCACUCAAGAAACUGACGUGUGCCAUGAAGACGGCAACAGAGCUAAUCUGGAAUCUGAGACAGAGAAGGGGGUGCAGUUGGACCUGAAGGCUACCAAAGGAAACAUUGCAGCACCAGCAAAAGGAGCAAUCAGUGGAGGCUGCGGCAGUGGCUGCGGUAGUCUAGUGAAGAGUGGAGCCUGUGGCAGUUGUGGUGCUGGUUGUGGAAACAAAUUAGAGAGUGGUGGUUGUGGUGGGUGCGGAAGUGGUGGCUGUGGGGGAGGUUGUGGAAGCAUGUUAGAAACCAGUGGUUGUGGUGGCUGUGGCAGUGGAGGUUGUGGAAGUAUGUUAGAAAGCAGUGGUUGUGGUGGCUGUGGUGGUGGUGGGGGUUGUGGGGGAGGUUAUGCUAGUAAGUUGAAAAGCGGUGGUUGUGGAGGCUGUGGUGGCAGUGGGGGCUGUGGUGGUGGUUGUGGAGGAGGUUGUGGAAAUAGGUUGAAAAGCAGUGGUUGUGGCGGCUGUGGUGGUGGUGGAUGUGGUAAUGGUUUGGCCUCCGUGAAAACUGCUGAAAUUAAUGCAUAAAUGACAUCCCAAACGAGGCUAAUAUUAAAAGCUGAUAAAGUCCUCACAGUUUCAUGCUUUUUAUGCUUGUGGAACCUUUUCCCGGUUAGUACACAAUAAGCCCUUCAUGAUACUCCUGUGUCUUGCAAUAAAGAUUUCAACUGUUGGAAAUAUUUGUUGAUAUGUUGUAUUACUAUGAAUGUGAAGAGGAAAUAAAGUGUCAAGGAUGAAUAGAGUCAUCUCGUUUAAUUGGAAAUCUGGACUUAUAUAUCGUCCAUUCAUAUAGGUUCUCUGGUGACUGGUUUGUGUAUUUUGUCUGUGUAAUACCAUUAUGGAACGAUGCAAAGGAGUGCUUUGUUUA